Molecule: messenger RNA, 4398 nt
Organism: Trichechus manatus latirostris (Florida manatee)
Lineage: Eukaryota; Metazoa; Chordata; Mammalia; Sirenia; Trichechidae
Gene: CCDC117
Product: coiled-coil domain containing 117
Exons: 5
Coding region: 432-1100 (222 amino acids)
Source: RefSeq, a predicted model, not a curated record
UUUACAGAUGAGGAGACUGAGCCCCAGAGCCGUUAACUGUAAGGCGCCUGAAGUCUCUCAGCCUAGGAGUCCGGGGUUCAAAGCUCGCCUGGGUCGGCCGGUGGAAGUGGGAUUGGAAGCCCGGCCGACUGGAACCUGGAGGGUCCCCUCGGCGCGUCCGUUUAUGGUUAACAACUCAGUGCCUCUCGGACACUCGGUUUCCUCAUCCGCAAAGUGGGAACAGAAAAUCUACCCUCUUAGUGCGAUCGUGGAAAUAAAGUGCUUAGCCCAGUGCCUGCACCGAGUCUGUUUUCAUUACGUUGGUCCCGCCAAAUUUAUUUCUCACGACCUUGGCAGAAUGAGAAGGUUAGAUUUCAGUCUCGGGACCACCUGGCUGCCCUUGUGACCUGUAUACAUCCUACUCAGCAAGGAAAGAAAGGGACAGCUGGUACAUGUGGGGUGGUGGUGUUUCAGUUCACUGUAAAAAGAAACACAAGCGAGAGGAGGAGGAGGAUGAUGAUUGUCCAGUGAGAAAGAAAAGGCUGACUGAAGCAGGGCUCUGUCCUGGCCCUAAUGACUGGAUUCUUUGUACACAUCAGGAACUAGAGGGUCAUGGAGUAAAUCCGUGUACUAGUGGCCUUCCUGCAUCUGGCAUGUUAGAUGUGAUCUGUGAAGAAAUGGAUCAGACAGCUGCAGAACCACAGUGUGAAGUUGCCCGGAGGAGGCUUCAAGAAAUUGAGGACAGGAUAAUUGAUGAAGAUGAAGAAGUUGAAGCCGACAGAAAUAUUAACCGUCUCCCCAGUCUUGUCCUUUCUGAUACCAUGAAAACAGGUUUGAAGAGGGAAUUUGAUGAAGUCUUUACAAAGAAAAUGAUUGAGUCCAUGAGCCGUCCUUCCAUGGAGCUUGUGCUCUGGAAACCUCUCCCUGAACUCCUUUCUGAUAAGCCAAAGCCGUCAACUAAUGUUAAGAACUACACAGGAGAGAGCCAAACUAAGCAUGCAGCUGCUGGCACUGCCUUCCCUCAGAGAACUGAACUGUUUUUGGAACCACGGCAAACAGGGGUGCCUCUUUACAAUAGUUUGGAGACAGCUGCUUGCACAGAAGAAGAGAUGGAACUUUAGAAACCAUUUUCUACGCUAAAGUUGUCAAAUUUUAGAAGGUUCCUGUGUUCAGCCAUGAGCCUACUUGCAUAGUAUAGGGACUUGAAGGUUUUAUGAAACGGGUGUAAUAAUAUCUCCACCUGUGAUUUGGGGUGGGACUCUUCAUUUUGGGUAGCUGUUUAUUGAAUUCAACUUUUUGCCAAGGAAGCUUUUCUCAAGGGAAAAGCCAUUUCCUAAGGGGCUUAUUAAAGAAAUGUCACAGCCUCUACACAGGCAAGUAUAGAAGCUGUAUGAGUAAGGGUGACUUAAAUCACCUAUUACAUUGUCUAAACCAUUCAGACACUUGGAGAGUAUUCUCCUUGGGAUGAAAAAGUUGCAUUAAGAAAGGAUACACCUACUACAACUAACAGUUGAUUCAUAGCUUAGUCUGUGCACAGCUUUGUUUACAGUGGUGAUUAUAUGUAAUUGGUGAGGAGGAGGGAAGAAAGCAGUAACUUAAGCCUAUUGUUAAGAAAUUGAAUGGGGACCCUAAAACUUGUAUAUUAGUUGUCAGUUCAAUAUAGCUGUAUUGAUUAAAUAGCCAGUAACGUUGUGGCUCACCUCUUCGCCUCUGAAAAUGCAAUGAAAACACAAAGAAAAGGUUUUUCCUCAAAGCUUAUUUGCCUUGUGCUACUGUUGCUCCUUGGUUUCCCCUGCAUAAUUGAUAAGCCUGGUUAUUCAGGAAUGUUUACAACUUAAUUAACUUUGAAUGUUAGUUAAGAUUGUGAGGUAACCCAUGUGCAAACUGGCUAUGGGAGAAGCAUCCCUUAGUUAAUCUUAAGGAAAUUCUUGUCAGAGAAAUGGAUAUUUUCUGGAGUAAAAGAAAAAAGUUGUACCUGUUUUAGCAAAUUGAGUUUGUUUGUUUUACCUUAAUUUAGAAAACAGUGAAUGAAUAAUUAACUGAGAACGUAUGGGUAAGUGACAUUGAGAUUUACUGAAAUAGCCAAUUUGCCUGGUGCUUAAACUGUUGUACAGUAAGGCUAAAAGUUAGUAGAGAAUAGCUUCCUGCUACCAGGGAACCUUCACUUCUUGAAUACCUACAGCAGGCUCAGGGUGUCCUUUGGGGAUAACUAGGAUUGAAGUUUUUCAUUUCUCAGGAAGAGCUCUUCUGUGUGGACUCAGUGCAAAGUAAAAUGACAAUUUCUUUACUGCUACCAAAUAUCUAUUAUGACUUAAAUGAGUAUAAUACUGACCCUUACAUCACACAACAGGAGACCACUGCAGUUCUUUUUGUUUUAUUUUAUUUUCUGGGUUUCUUCUUGCUUUGUAGGAAUCAGAUACCUUGUGUAGAAAAAAAUGGUUUAUGCCAAGUAGAGGUGAAUUUUUAGAAACCAGCUCCCAGACAUCUUUGAAACCCAUGCUGAAAUCCCUUCCCUUGUUACAGAUGGCAUAGGAGUCAGUCACAAGUCUGUCAGUUGGACUUGUUUCUUCUCUUGGCCUGUUGUUCCUGCUUUCUCUAUUUCUGUCUGGAUAGUCAGGAAAAGAUUUAAUGUUUAAUAUUUAAACAAAAUGUUUAAUGUCUACACAGUAAAAUUACAUGAAUUUCAAACCAGUAUUGAAACACCAGUUGGAAACCAGCUAAUAGUUUCUUAAUCUCAGACUUAGAGAUGAAUGUAAACUGUAUUCUGUUGAAAUGUGCACGUGUUUGAUUCAUGCCGUUUGAAAAACUCCUGCCCUUGUGGUUGUUUAAUGGGACCAACUUGUAAAGUGUGUAGCCUUACAGAAGUCUUCAUGCUAAGAACUUUAUUCUAGUAUAACUCAAAAACAUGAAGCAACUGUCCAUAGCUGGGAGUUCAUCCCAGUGCUAGGGUGGAAGGUGAGAAGAAAGCUUUCCAAAGAAGGGCCCAAAACAUAACUGUGAUUGUCUUCUAUAGGAAUUGUUGGGCAGGCCUGAUCAAAGGUCUGUACGAUUGAUGGAAAAGAGGAAAGAAGGGCCAGUAACAAGGCUCUGACACUAUUGGUAGGAGAGACUUAAGAUUCUGUUAAUUACCAUCCAAACAGAACUUGUUUCAGGAGUCAAGUUAUCUGAUAAAAUAUUUAUUUCUGCAGGAGAAUUGAUGUUUAAUGCGCCUUUUUGACAUUUUUCUGGCACAUGUUUGUACAAAGAUUGUUUUCUUCAUCUUGUGGUGCUUAGUCCUCUGAGCUGUCUCCACAGUCCCAAUACCUUUGCUUUGUUUUUCUUUCGUAGCAUAGGGGUUUUGCUUUUGCCCUCAGAUUUUCUUCCCAGGUCUCUUUCAUUUUAUACAACUUUUGCAGCAUGGAUCAAACAUUGGCUUACUAUGCUAAUGUAUGAAGAGAAAAAAAUUAUCUAAAGCAGGUGAGCUUUAAUGAACAAAUGUAUAUUUUCUCUAAGUUUGAGUAGGGUGUGUGUGUGUUUAAUAUGAGAAAGACUGGUUCUCACAAAUAUUAAUUAAAUAAAAAAAAACUGCUAUUCGUUCUUAAAAAGAUACAAAUGUAAAAUUUAGAAAAAUUCCUAGGAUAGGGGCCAGAACCAUGAGAAGAGUUUUUACCAGCAAGUUUAUUUGUUAUUUUGGAUCUGGAACUUGGUUUUUUAAUAGUGACAAGAAUGGUGCGGUAAUAGGAGAGUUCUGGAAGAUGCUGUCAGUUUUAAUUUAAACUAAGAAUUUGGUGUUUCUGUAUUUUAUUGUUUUCAAUAAAACUUAAGUGUUUUGGACUUUUUGAGAUAUUUGUGUUCCUAUACUUGAGUAAAUGAUAUCAGAUACCUCUUUGCUUUCUUUAAAUUGUAGUUAAAGCAGCAUUCGUAUCAGUGAUGGACUUAUUUAAAUUUAUUCAGAGGGGAUGAUUAUGUUAGGUUAAAGGUAAAUUUUGUAAAUUUGCUAUUUCCAAAACAGACUGUUUUGCCAUUCUAAAACCCACAGGAUGCUUUCCACUCAGAGCAAGUCACUGCUGUUGAUUUGUCAGUAUUCAGAUGGCAGUGGUGACUGCAUCCUCAAAAAUGGUCGAGUGUGGAGUUGGAAACGGCAUAUAGAGUUCACAGAGUGGGCCUUGGAACCUUUAAAAUGAGGAAUAGGGAAGUUAUAUGAUGUUGUUUCAUGAUACUUCCUUUCUUAAGAGUUGACAGGUCACUGGGUGGCAGUAUUGCCUGCGUAUUUAUAACCAUGUUUUUGAUAAAUGUGGAUCCCUGAUUUGUUGAGCAGGGGGAGUUAAGUUUGGGUUGCAGUUACAGAAUACUGUUGUGUUUUUAACCAGAAUUUGAAAAUCACAACUAAAGGUUAACCUUGUGUUUUUUUUUUUUUUUUUUUUUUUUUUUUACACAUUU